Capsicum annuum is the source of this 596-nucleotide messenger RNA. Its product is annotated as 40S ribosomal protein S25-2. Lineage: Eukaryota; Viridiplantae; Streptophyta; Magnoliopsida; Solanales; Solanaceae. Gene Ontology annotation, cellular component: cytosolic small ribosomal subunit. The record is from RefSeq and is a predicted model, not a curated record. Bases 116 to 442 code for a protein of 108 amino acids. Gene Ontology annotation, molecular function: structural constituent of ribosome. The transcript is spliced from 4 exons.
AAAUUUCAUCUUUAGAAAUAGCUGCCUUUCUUUUCACUUCAGUUUUCUCCUCCGUUUGCCCCCCCCCCCCCCCCCCCCCUCCCAAACCCCUACCCUUUAGCAACUUCCGGCAGCAAUGGCACCUAAGAAGGAUAAGGCCCCUCCACCAUCCUCCAAGCCCGCCAAGUCCGGUGGUGGCAAGCAGAAGAAGAAGAAGUGGAGCAAGGGAAAGCAAAAGGAGAAGGUGAACAACAUGGUUUUGUUUGAUAAGGCUACUUAUGACAAGCUUAUCACUGAAGCACCCAAGUAUAAGCUCAUCACCCCUUCCGUCCUCUCCGACCGUUUGAGGAUAAGUGGAUCCCUUGCCAGGAAGGCGAUCAGGGAAUUGAUGGCUAAAGGGUUGAUCAGGAUGGUGUCUGCUCAUGCUAGCCAGCAGAUUUACACCCGGGCUACCAACACUUAAGUCUUGAGAUUUAGACUUCGUUGUUUAAUUAAUUAGCCUUCAUUUUGUUUAAAACGUUACGUUGAGACAUAAUUUUGUGCUGAGUUGAAGAUUUGUUACUCCUUGACCCUCCAGGUCUCUUUGGCUGUAGUGGAAGGUUUAUGAAUUUUGUGCA